ACAACGUUACACCAAUAGGAUUAGACUUUUAUUCCCCGGUACUUGGGGUCAACCAACAGAGGAUUUGUCAUUGAAUGUUGUUCGCUAUAAUCGCUUUAGAGGGUAAAAUACGCACGUUGAAAUCCAUAGAAAUGGUUUAAGGAGCGCGUUUGUGAUUUGUCAGUAUAUUCUAAAGGAAGCCUUGGCUCCAGGGUUAUGACGUCUAGCUCGUGGAAGAUGAGCCUGCCACCGGAUGCAUGUAACGGGACCGCUGCAGACUUCUCUAGCAUUGAAGAAGAGCUUUACGACUAUCAAAUGCACACCAGAAUGUGCAAGAAAAUAGCGCAGCUUACAAAGGUAAUAUAUUCUCUCAACACCAGGAAUGAGGAACAGGAAGCAACUUUGCAAAUGCUGCUGCAUGUUACCACAGACACAGCCGACAACUUUCAGCCAACCACAAGUCAGUAUGAGGAGGGAGAGGAUUCCGCAUCUGUCCUUAGGGCUCGUCUCUUAGAGCUACAGGCCACAGUAGAAGAGGUAGAGGCACGGGAGCAGAGGGCUGAGGCAGAUCAUGCUGAGCAUAUGGCUGUGCUAACACGAGAGGUUGCAGAUCUGCGCCGAAACUUCCACAGUCUAGAAAAGGAUCGAGACAACCAGUGCCGACUAAUUCAGCAAAUUCAGGAGGAAAAAAAAAGCCUAGAAGAAGAAUGCCAGCACUUACGGCAAGUAGAGGACGACAGCAGAAAGAGGGAGGAGGAUGCUAAGAGAAAAGAAGAAGAGGACAAGAAGAAAGAGAUGGAACAGAGGAGAGAUUUAGAAGAAAGGAAGAACGUGGAAGAAGAAUUGGAGAAACAUUUGCUCACGUUAAAAAGUGCAUUCAAAUCACUAGAGAAAGAAAAAGACAGGUUAGAAGAACAGUGGGGGACAGAGAAAGAGGAGUGGAAGAACAGAAUGGAGAUUCUAGAGAAGGAAAGAAGGGAAGAGCAGGAAGCAGCACAAAAAGCUUUACAGCAAAGCCUCGAUGAACACAUAAGCCAGUGGCAGCAGAGAGAGCAAGAGAACUGCAAAUUCCAGAAUUCCUUGUUGCAACAGAGACUGAAGAAAGCAGAAGCCGAGCAACAAAUCCAAGAAGAGAGACUGAUCGAGUGCAAUAGACACAGCAGUAAAUUGCAAGCAAGAAUAGAGGAUCUAGAAGAGCAGCUGGAAAAUUGUCAUCAUCGAGUUGCAGAGGCAGAAAUAAUAAGCAGGAAAGCAGAGGAGGAGCUGGCCGUAGCUAAAGAACGAUUAUUACUACAAGAAAAUGAACUACAAAACAAAUCAGCAGUUUACAAUAAACCCAUUGGCAAGGGCAGAAUCACUCACCAAACAACACUCAUUAAGCUCCAAGUGGGAUUGCUCCAUAGGGAGGAACCCAGUCUGUUUGUCAUUUCCUUACUAUGGCAACCCAUCAUCCUGGGACACCCUUGGCUAACAAUACAUUACCCACACAUCUCAUGGAGACAAGAGGAACUGAUGAACCAAAGCUCCUCUCAAGUGCGGGUGUCUGCUGAAGUGGAGGAACUAAGAUCUCAGCUGAGUCGACUCAAUAUCAGGAACAAAGAACUGGAACUUCAAAACAGUGGCCGCUCUAAUGACCAUGCUCGCAUGCUCAAACAGCAUGCAGACGCUUUGUCUUCCAUGCGCCUGGAGCUGCAGCGUGCGCAUGCUGAGGAGAUUCAACGCCUCCAUCAAGAGGUGGAGAAAGAACGAUCAAAUUACAUACAGGAGUUGGAGGAGGAAAAGAAACGAGUACAAAAAAAUAUGGAGGAAGAAAAGGUCCGUCUUAAAGAGAAACUAAGGAAAGCACUGGAAGAAUUGAUCUGUAAACAUGCCAGCGAGUUGCGCCAAACACAAGCCUUACUGGAAAACGAGCGAAAGCAGUCAGAGGAAUACAAAAAGACUGCAGAAGAGGAAAGACAAGGCCUGGAGACAGAGAAAGCUGAAUCACACAAACAACUACAGCUGUCUGCUGUGAAGAUAUGUAAACUGGAGGAAGUGAUACAAGAAUUGGAGGAGGAAAGAGAAAAAUCCAGGAGAAGAGAGGAGGAAAGAGAGCUGGAACAAAAAAGAGAAAAAGAACAAGAAAAAGAGAAGGAAACUGUUGGUUUGGAGCCUUUAAGUGACUCUGAGAUUGAGAGACUUAAUGAAGAACUGAAAAAUACACAACAUACCAUACAGCAAAUGCAGGUUGACUUUGCUUUGGAGAAAGAACGACUGCAAAUGGAAAUCUCCACUCAUAAACAAGAGAGAAAUGUACUACAGCAGUCAAACUAUAGUAUGGAGGAGAGAAUAAGGUUGCAGUUUGAGAAGCAACUUUCCGAUCAUGUAGCAGACCUACAGAAAGAGAGAGAGAAGGAGAUCAGGGACAUUAAUCUGCAUUGGCAACACAAGGUUGAGGAAUUACAGACACAGCUGGAGGAAAGAAAAGCAUUAUUCCAGAGGAACAAUGAAGAAAGAGAUAUGGAGGACUGUCAUGUUAAUGAAGAAAUGGAGAGAAUGAAACUGGAAAUCCAAAAAACAAUAGAAAUGAACAACUCUCUCACUGCCCAGCUUUAUGCCACAAUUCAGGACAAACAGCAGUUACAGGUUGUACAGGAGGAAGAUGAGGAUGAGGAAGCAGUGAAGGAAAAUGAGUUAAAAGAUGAAAAAAGAGAUGAGCACGUAUGGCAUCAGCGAGACCAGGAGUUCUUACGGUUAGAGAGACUCAACCACCAGCAUGCCUUACUGGCUCUAGAAAAACAUGCAAGUGAAGAACGGCAGGCAGAAAGACAGCACCUUCACACCCAGUACAAGCUACAGUUGGAAAAACAGAAAGCAGAGUUAACACAACAGCACACUGAAUGGGUCAGGCAGGUCACACAGAGACAUAUGAAGCAGAUAGAAGACCUGCAAAAUGAACUCAAGACACAUACAGAAAUGAUGGCUUUGCAACAGGACCUGAAACAGCAGAACCGACUACAGUCACUUGAGAGGCAGCUGGAUGAGAGGAGCAGUGAGGUACAAGAGCUGAAACGAGAGAAUGAGGAACUGAGAGAGCGAAUGCAUGAACUCAACAAAGAAGGAGAAAACAGCAAGAAGCACAAACAAAAGAGCAGCAGAAGAUCAUCUAAUUCCUGGAAGGAGAAUGACGAUGAAGACAGAUCUUGGAAUGAGGAAGAGGACAAGAAUGAUGAAACACGGGUUGAAAUAGAGACCAGGAAAAAUGAAGAGAGAAUGGAAAUAAUGUCUGAUUUCAGCUCAGCCCAAACACAGCUACAUGCCCACAUUGUUUCCUGCGAAACAGAACUAAAAGAGAGGGAGGAGACGGGUAAAAGAAGAGUAGAGGAUCUACACAUCAUUGCUAAAUUACAAGAGAAGCUCAAUGAAAGAGAUCAGCUUAUCAAGAGACUGGUGGAAGAUCUCCAUCAGCUAUCCCAACAUCAUCCUCUUAGCAGUGAUGGGACAGUGAAGUCCUACCACCCCAGAACACAAUCAGGUCUAACACCUACCAUGAAGAGAAAGAUCCUUGAGGAUAUCCCACCAAGUGGGACCAGCAUACCAAGUCUCAGUUCAUUGGAGGGUGCAUCCUCCAAGUCAUCACAACUGUCGAGUCGGGCAGUACCAUCACAGAUACAAACUCCAUUUUCCCCUCAUCCUGAAGCCAAGACUUCUUUUCGACACACUCUCUCUCCCACUCAUGAUCUUCUGCACCAGUUGCAACUCAACAAUAGUCAACACAUACGGGCUCCAUCUGAAAAGAGGGUGAUUGAAGCAGGACCUGAUGGCCAAGACCCCAAAAAGCAAGAGUGGCUCACCAAAUACUUCUCUUUCUGAGCAUGAUCAUUGGAUCAUGAUUUGUUUUGAUGCAAAAACAUUCAUCCUCAUAAUUCCACAUAAAACAAACCACUCUGUAUUUAUUUGUUACGCAUUAUAUUAUUGAGAUGAUGGACAAAUAACUCACAUGCAACGUACAGUUUCUGUUCAUAUUUUGAUAUGAAGAAUAUGAUUGUUUUUUGAAUGUAUGCUGCAUGAUUUAAUAAUUAUUCAUGUAAAACCAAAUUUUUCUUAAAAAAGAAAAAAGAAAAAAGAAAAAAAAGAUUAAAACCUGUUUGCAAAUGACAGAUAUUUUGGAAUACUGAACGAAAUUGUGUGAUAUCAGCAACUGUUUAACAAAUGAUUAUAUCACAACACUGAAGUCUGCAAAUAUUUGCAAACAUGUAUAUUGUAUAUUGUAUGGCAGACAUAAACGGGCAAGUCAGAUCAAACCGUUGUUAACGUAAUAGCAUUAUCUUGUCAUAACUUAACAUUGACAAUAAACAUGAAAACCUAUAACUUGGUGAACAGACAGAAAGACGUUAACAACUAAAAUGGAUGAGUGGAAAAUAUUAGACUGGCACUGGAAAAUCAAGAUAAUUUGUAUAUUAAACAUUUAACAGACAAUGAUAAUGAUGUCAGUAUAUACAAUAUGUAAACAAAUGAUAAGAUAUAAGAUUAUCUCAUAAAAUAAUAUCUACUCUGAAAAGUAUUUACCUCAGAAUAUUUGUUUUUUUUUUUGCCUGCAAGCUGAUUUUUAACUCAUUUCCAAAUGUCUUGACUGGUCUAGGCUGAUGAAUGGCCAUAGCAGAGUCAUGAUUUAUUUUUUUAGCAUAUAAACCAUUUUUGUUAGGACCUCAAAGCUGGUUUUAAUCAGAUAUGCUAUUAUGGUAGCAACAGUUCCUAGACCUCUGGAAGCACAAGACUCAAUACAAGCUCACUACCAUAGUUCCUUGUGUUUCUACUGUACUGCUCAUUUUAUGUACUAGAUAUGUUUAAUUUCGUGGCCUUUUGAUGCCUCGCUCUUGGCGUGCAUGCUGGUGGUUGUUCAGAAGUUAAGAAUUUUUGGGGUUCCAGUUCCAGCAUCACCAGGAUUUCACUAUUAAGCAAGUUCAUUGAACUUCCUUUGUUCAGCUCAACUAGCAAAGGUUUGUUAUGCUGAAUAUAUUUAAACAUAGUUUGCCAAAUAUGUAAAUGUAAUCUGAAGAGUUUCCAUGAAGGACAUGUAUUAACACUAAAACUGCUUUUAUUAUAACAUUGCUGCCAUCAGAUAUUUCAUUCAAACUCCUCAAUAUUCAUCCUGAAAUCUUCAUACUUAAUAUUGGAUGUGGAAAUGACCAAAGGUAAAGAACCAGUGGUGCUAUGUUACUGGUAUUUUGAAAUAAAAAUAUGCUGUUUGUUAUCAGAUGCUUUAUCUAAAUAUAUAACUAUCAUUGGAGUGGCUAAAGGAGUGACCAUUGAACUUCAAUAAAUUACAUAUGAACAAUAAAAA
Messenger RNA from Tachysurus vachellii, 5302 nucleotides. RefSeq names its product family with sequence similarity 184 member B (gene fam184b). The record is from RefSeq and is a predicted model, not a curated record. The transcript is spliced from 20 exons. The coding region runs from base 196 to 3831 and encodes 1211 amino acids. NCBI's taxonomy places the organism in Eukaryota, Metazoa, Chordata, Actinopteri, Siluriformes, Bagridae.